AUGAACCAAAGUCGAGCAUCAUCAUUGAACUUGCCCAACUCAACCCGGACUCUUGAAGAAGCGCCGAAAUCUAUUCUCGACGUUACGAACGACCACUGGGAGACCAGAUUUGCUUCUUGUUGCUUCCCGACUCUCGAGCAGCGGGCCACUACCCAAAAGGACUGGCAACUCGGCGACGGAAGAAAACAAGACGAAAAGAAAACCCCCGCACGCCAAACAAACCAACCGGACCCCAACCGCCGCAAAGCGACCCCCAAGGUCCCGAGCCUGACAGACUUUCCGCUGUUAGUACACAGUAACUGGACUCAACCCGCAUCCACGAUCCAGCAAGGUUACAGGUUUCAGACGCAGCAAGGUACGAAUACAGGCUCCAUCCAGUCUUUCUACCUCUGCUAUCUCUCGUGCUUCUCAACCUUGAACCGGCGCAACGUCGAUGAUCAACCUGAAUACCGGCAUUCAUACAGCUGCUCGGGUUUGUUGAAGAAGUCUACUCCAAAGCGGCUGGGUUAUCAGUCUUCGACAACCCACUCAUCCAUCCACCCAUCCAACUUCUUCAUCUACCCUAGCCUCCGUGUCUCCCCGGCGUCUUUCACGAGCAAAACCCGCGCCAGCACAACCUUCGCACCGAAUCAGUCAGCCGCCAAGCGCAUUGGAGGUCGCAUUAAGCGCAUGACAAACCGGUGCUUGAUUCGUCCGUCCAACCAGAGCCGUCCAUUGCCACGUUGUUGCGGUAUUCCCCUUCGCCCGAAAGGCUCACUCACAAUCACCAACGCCACGUCCACGACCCCGUGGGGUUCGCAGCCUGAACCGGCUCAGCCAAGCACUUUUCCCCAACCCCAAGUCUACGGAUACCAAGACUCCAAGAGUAUUACAAGACAAAUCAUCUGCGACCUGCGCCUGCACCUGUCUGUGGGGCCUGACGUCGGAUUUCCAGAAGCGCCCAUCGCCUUCAUUGCGUCACACACCCUUCACUAA
Molecule: messenger RNA, 975 nt
Organism: Colletotrichum lupini
Lineage: Eukaryota; Fungi; Ascomycota; Sordariomycetes; Glomerellales; Glomerellaceae
Exons: 4
Coding region: 1-975 (324 amino acids)
Source: RefSeq, a predicted model, not a curated record